AAAACAGAGCAAAGUUUGUAAAUUUUCCGGAAAAGUUCGGUUUUUCCGAUAUCUUGGUUUGUAUAGAGAAAAGGGUUUUCAAAGAAAAGCUCUCAAAAUCUGUAGAUUCAUUGUUAUAGAAAUGGGAGCGGUGACGUCAUCAAUGGCUGCGAAGUUUGCGUUUUUCCCGCCAAAUCCGCCGUCGUACGGCGUCGAAGUGGUGGAAGGAAAGCUAAAGCUGAUUGGUGUAGAGAACGUGAAGGAGAACGUUGAAGUAUUGAAGCUGAAGACGAAGAGAGGUAAUCAGGUGGUUGCGGCGUAUAUUAAGAACCCUACAGCUUCACUAACGCUUCUUUAUUCUCACGGCAACGCCGCCGAUCUUGGUCAGAUGUUUGAGCUCUUCUCCGAGCUUAGCCUUCAUCUUCGGGUUAACUUAAUUGGGUAUGAUUAUUCGGGUUAUGGGAGGUCUUCAGGGAAGCCUAGCGAGCAGAACACGUAUAGCGAUAUAGAAGCAGUGUAUAGAUGUUUGGAGGAGAAAUAUGGUGUGAAGGAACAGGAUGUUAUCUUAUAUGGACAAUCUGUAGGAAGCGGUCCGACUUUGGAAUUGGCUUCUCGGUUACCUAACCUACGAGCUGUUGUUCUUCAUAGUGCAAUUGCUUCCGGUCUUAGAGUCAUGUACCCUAAUAUCGAGAAGAUAUCUUUUGUCAAAUGUCCGGUUUUGGUAAUUCACGGAACAUCAGAUGAUGUUGUAAAUUGGUCUCAUGGGAAGCAAUUAUUCGAUCUGUGUAAAGAAAAAUAUGAACCGCUUUGGAUCAAAGGAGGGAACCAUUGUGAUUUAGAGUUAUACCCGCAAUACAUAAAGCAUCUGAGGAAAUUUGUAUCAGCGAUUGAAAAAUCGCCUCAUCUUAGAAACGGACCUGUGCCGCAAACAGAGAAGGCGAGGAGCAGUACAGAUAUUAGAGAACCUGCAAGACCAAGCACAGAUCAAAGAGAGAAAUCAAGAACAAGCACAGAUCAAAGAGAGAUGCCGAAGCUGAGUACAGAUAAAGCGAGAGCAAGCGUUGAUAAGCGAGAGAGAACAAGAAAAAGCGUUGAUGGGACUGAUAAACCGAGUAAUUCCACGGAACAGCAACUACUACAACCAGAGAAAGGGAGGAAUAGCAUUGACAGGUUUGGGGAGAUGAUAAGAUCAGUAGGAUUUUGCAACAUAGAUUGUUUCAAGCCUACAGCAACAGCUAAGUGAGGUAAGAGAAGAAACAUGAACACACUCACAGACAUUCACACAUGGAUCCAAAACAUCUAACUUUAGUUGUUUGAUUUUGGUUUGUUAUCUCUUUCCACUUACUUCCUCUUGUGCUUUGGAAUUUAACAAGUCACUCGUCAAUGUUUGAUUCAAAAGCUUGAUUUGGUUAUUAUAAACUAUGAAUGAUACU
Molecule: messenger RNA, 1412 nt
Organism: Arabidopsis arenosa
Lineage: Eukaryota; Viridiplantae; Streptophyta; Magnoliopsida; Brassicales; Brassicaceae
Source: the annotation of a GenBank genome assembly